GUCUUCUUCCCUUCUGCUCUCGUCCAUCGUCCGUAUUCGUCUGAGCCACAUCAGCAGUCGCUGACGUGUGCUGGGCGUUUGCGCAUGGUGUUCGUGGCAUUGGGAACGGCAUGGUGGAGUUCAAGCAUUGAUUCAGCAUGCGGACUGCGGCUUGCAUGGGCCCAAGCCGGGCCGGGAACAUCACUAAUGUACGAGAGUCCAGGACUUCAUAUCAGUGUGACUUUGCUUCAAAGUGAACUGAUACGGUCUGAGUUGUUAGUCAUUUGUCCUGAACCGACGUCCAAAGUGGAUAGUUUCAGUUCUCCGUUAGUCUUUGUUGUCUACCACUGACACCGAAGCUCGCAGCCUUACCCGGCUCCGACCCUGCUCCAUCCCUCUUUUCCUAUUUCGAAACACUCUGACUACCGGAUCUCAAGAUGAAUGAGGUACAACUCCAUUGGCAGAGGUCAAGACCUCAGUCACCGCUCG
This is a messenger RNA of Suillus discolor, 468 nucleotides long. RefSeq lists its product as uncharacterized. Bases 85 to 330 code for a protein of 81 amino acids. The record is from RefSeq and is a predicted model, not a curated record. The transcript has a single exon. Lineage: Eukaryota; Fungi; Basidiomycota; Agaricomycetes; Boletales; Suillaceae.